AUGUUCAAGCCUUCGCAACCGAUGAUGGCGCGAUUGCGCCUGACGACAAAGCAGGUCAAUGGCGGCUACUACAAGGGAAACCGGACCGGGUCGAUGGGAUAUUUCGCGAAGAACGGAUCCUACAUUAUCGACUGGAAGAAAGUGCGCACGUACGUGGUGCCGGAGAACCUGGAUCAGUUCAAGUUGACACCAUUUGUGACAAACCGCAUGACCCCGACGAAAGGCAAAUACACCAGGGAGAUUGUAAAGGAUAAUGGCGACGUUGUGAUUGUUGAGCGCGCAUUUGGCGGAAAGGACUUCCUCGAUCUGUGGGCCUCGGACAAUGGUCGGGAGGUCCUUGAGCAAGAACGGAUUGAGAAAGGCGAAUCGACCGAGGCUCGUCAAUAA
Molecule: messenger RNA, 387 nt
Organism: Aspergillus terreus NIH2624
Lineage: Eukaryota; Fungi; Ascomycota; Eurotiomycetes; Eurotiales; Aspergillaceae
Product: mitochondrial 54S ribosomal protein mL41
Exons: 2
Coding region: 1-387 (128 amino acids)
Biological process (GO): translation
Cellular component (GO): mitochondrial large ribosomal subunit
Molecular function (GO): structural constituent of ribosome
Source: RefSeq, a predicted model, not a curated record